Messenger RNA from Zingiber officinale, 5282 nucleotides. RefSeq lists its product as uncharacterized. Bases 442 to 4398 code for a protein of 1318 amino acids. The transcript has 12 exons. The record is from RefSeq and is a predicted model, not a curated record. NCBI's taxonomy places the organism in Eukaryota, Viridiplantae, Streptophyta, Magnoliopsida, Zingiberales, Zingiberaceae.
ACCGUCGAUUCCGUGCCCCUACCCUCCCUCUAUUCCUCUCGCCUUCGUUUCCAUCGAAAUUGACGAUCACGCUGUCCAACUCCCGUUUUACGCUGAUCCCUUCUUCCUUCGCUCGCUGCAUUAUCCAAAUCUUCGCCGCUUUUUUCAUCGUCGGAAGUUGCGAGGCAUAAGAUCACAUCGCGGCGGUGAGGACGGGAACCCUAUCCGGGCGAAACCGAUCGUAGCCGAAGCAUGACGGCGUGGGUUGAUCGUGAGAGCGCCCUGGAAGGGUUCUAGGAUCUCAACUAGAAAUUGAGGCAACUGGAGGAUUGUUUUUAUUUUUUUUCCAGUUGAAAAAAGUUAAACAUCUCGAGGAUCUUCACACCUGGGCAUAUUUUUGGGACAUGCAAAGUGUAUUCUGCUCCUCAGUCCUAGUGUUUCCACUUCAACCGAUCUUCACUUAUGGGAUCAAAUCUUGAGGGAGGACCUUUUGAUAAUAAUGCCUCCCAAGAAGAAGAAGAUACAUUUGCUUUUGUUGCUGAUAGUGUUGUUAAGAGCGGGGAAUAUCAUAUGCCUAAGAAAGCAGUUAGAACACUAUCUCAUUCACUAAGUUCUGAUUCAGGACAAGAUUCAUCUACUGAAAAUGCUGAAAUUAAACAAACAAUUAUAGCAUCAGUUAUGCAUGAUUCAUUUGUUGAAAAUGCUGAACAUAAACAAGCAAUUAAAGCAUCAGUAGUGCAUGAUGCAUCUGAGAAUGUAGUCUUAAAUCCAGAGGCUAUUUUAGAUGCAGUUGAAGAUAGUAGUUUCCUUCAAGAACAAACUAACCCUGCUGGUUGUUGUCUUUUUUCCUUAGACGCCAGUAAAACAUCAGAUUUGCUUGACAGGAGAACAUGCAGUAUUGCUGAUGAGCAGCACAGAAGAAACUGUAACAUGGGAAAUAAUUCUUGCAAUUCUGGAGGUCAAGAUUCCAAUAAUGCAAAUCAUGGUCAUCCUGAGGAAUUAAAGAAGAAAGUCAUGGGAUGCCACUUUGGUUUAACAGACAAUUCUCACAUAAAAAAUGAUGAGGAGAAUAUUCAUAAAGAGGCUAUUGAUGACUGUAAUAAUAGUGGGCCUGAAGAGGGUGAGACUAACUGUAAAGGAAAUACAACAAUUUUGAUGAAGAGUAGUACCACAUAUUGUUCCAAAGAUGCUAACUCGUGUCACAAUACUGAUGGCAUAAAAGACCCAAUUUCAAGUAGUAAUAUGUCUUCGAAAUUCCAAUUUUCUUGUUCAGGUUCACAGAACAAAGAUCUGUCUCAGUGUGCCAUGGAUGAUGGAAAUUCUCCAAUAAUGGUCAAACUAUUUUUUGCCAAUGAUGAUGGGAAAAAGGAUAUUUCCGAUGGUAAAGUCAGCAAUGAAGAUAGUGUAAAGAGUCAGCCUCAGUUGGUUUCAUCAGAAGGCAUUGACAAAUGUUUGGGAACUGAAAAUGGUGGCAAUGGAUUCAAGCCGCAGGAGGAAGUAAAGUCAAGAGGUUGUAAUGAACAAUCUGAUACAUCUAAAUCAAAGCGUCAGAUGUCUCAGGGACUUUUACAGCCUGAUGUUGAAGGUGAAGAUUCAGAAGAAACUGAAGAAGAUGUAAAAGUAUGUGAUAUAUGUGGAGAUGAAGGUCAGGAAGAGUUGCUUGCUAUCUGUAGUAGGUGCAGUGAUGGAGCUGAGCAUAUUUACUGCAUGAGAAUAAUGUUGGCUAAAGUUCCUGAAGGUGAGUGGUUAUGUGAAGAAUGCCAAUUGAAAGAGACUGCAGAUAAAGUAACAGGAAAAUCUAAAGCACAAAUUAGUAGAAUAGAAUCACCACCUCCUGAGGAAAGUAAUCAGAACAAUGAAUUUAGUAUGGAAAAUAAGGCAAUUGAUCCAGACAUCAGAAGAGAUAAUGAAGAACUAGCUAAUUUACUUCCGUCUAAAAGGAAGAGAGAGACUAUGAAGGUUGAUUCUGUUUUUAAGGAGAAAGUCAAUGAAGCAGAUGGUGCCUCUACUGGUACAAAUAUUCCAAGCAAACCUUCCCAGCUCUCACAUGAAAAUUGCAAAAAAGCUGCUAGUGAUAUACUAAAACUUUUUCCCACUACAUGUGAGAAGUUGGAAGGUAUAUCCCAUCGAGAUUCUGAUGCACAAUCUUUUAAUCCUGAGUCAUCUAAGAUACAAACACCUUAUGAACAAAUGCAUGGGACUCUAUCAAAAUCAAUUUCAUUUAACAAUUCAAAAGUUCCGAAAGUAAAACAGUUGCUGAAUAAUGUUCCUUGGAAGCAAAAUUUUGCUAAGGAAUCUAAUUUAACCAACAAAAGAAGCAAAGGACCUAGCCGAGGAAUCACAAAAUCUGCAUCAUUCAGAACCGAGAGUUGUGUCAGAACAUUAAGCAAAACUCAUGCACUUAGCACGUCACACCCUGAGAAUUCUAGAGGUGUCAAACAAGUGGAAUGUGGGACCAUGCUAGGUACGAGAAAUUCUGAUUAUCAAUUUGCCAGUCAGGCGGUAUCUGCUAAGUCCAAUUUGAAGAUUCAAAGCUGUGAUGCCGAACUAAAAAGGAUAUCUGAUUCAAGAAAUCUAGCCGGCAGCAAAGGAUCAAAUGAUGCAACUGGUAUAGCUAAUGAAGGGAAGAAGCAGCCAUCAGCAAAUCCAUCACGAACUUCUGGAGGUACAUCUGUAGUUAGAUUCUAUAAGAAUGAAGAACAAAGGCCUUUUCUACCUCCUCCCAAGUUUGCAAUGCUUAGGCACAGGGAUGAUAAAACCAAAGACCAAACCUAUAUAAACUCUAAACUGGCAGCUUCAAUCCCCAACCGAUGCCACAAGUGUAAUGAAACAGGUCAUCCAACACAGUUCUGCCCAGUUGACAAACUUCGCACAACUGCUAUGACACCUCCUUCUGACCAAAGUUUAAGAGCUAUGGAUAACAGAACUAUUAGGCAGAAAAAUGCAUUUGAGAUCUCGAGUUGGAAAUUGGGAACAAAAAGAAAAUCACCUGAACAGUUUGAGGAAGUUCUUUUGGGUCUUGCUGAUGUGAAUUCUGAAGAAACAACUAAAACUUUUGCUGCAGUUCCUAGAAAUAUGCCUUCUGUUGAAAGUACAAUGGAUGUUCAAGACCAUAAGAAAUCUGGGGUUGUUCCUCGAAGUGAGACAGAUCUUGACAUUGUAAAUGACCUAGCUGCGAUGCCUGUCAUACAAAACAUGUCUGAUCAAGCUUCCAUUGAGAUUGGUCUAAUGAGAGCUUCAGUAAUUCCAGAGAUAAACUAUAUCUGGCAGGGUGCUUUUGAGGUGUCGACGAGUACCAGGUCUCUGACAGUUUUGGAUGGUUUCCAAGCUCACUUGUCAUCUUAUGUCUCCCCCAUUGCACUUGAAGUGGCAGGACAAUUACCUUGUAAAGUUCAACUGGAGGAAGUACCACGUUUAAGCUCAUGGCCUCUGCAGUUUUGCGAGAACAACCCUAAAGAAGAUAACAUUGCUCUCUUUUUCUUUGCUAAAAAUAUUGACAGUUAUGAAAAUUACUAUUGGAAGCUGAUGGAUAACAUACUUAAGAACGAUCUAGCUCUCAUAGGUGUUGUUGGCGCUGUGGAACUUCUUAUAUUCCCUUCAAAUUUAUUACCAGAGAACUCCCAACGUUGGAACAAUUUGUUUUAUCUUUGGGGUCUAUUUAGAGGAAGACAGGAAAAUAGCUUGGGAGAUCUGUCUGGUCUGAAUGAAAGGUCUCCUGUUAAUAGUUUGAACAUGAAAUCAGCCAGAAAAGAUUUAUCUAUGCAAACUGGUACUGAAGUUUGUAGCGCUGUUGAAAUAUCUGAUGACACAAGUCCCAAAGUGACAAGGUCUGAUAAAUUGCUAAAGGAAAAUUCAUCCAAAUAUAGUUCCUGCAUUGAUCUUCAGGCUAUUCCGAUAUCAGGAAAUGAGAAUGAGGAGCAGCCUCUUGUCGAGGAUAUCGUGCACAAGAAUGUUCCCGAUGAUGAAGAGCAAACAAAACAGAUUUUAUGGUCUCAUCCUGCAGCCUGCUCAUUUAGAAACAGGAGCCAUGACACUUCUGUCUGUGUUCUUCGUCCAGAAUCAAAAUUUCAGAUAGAUAUUGAACAAAUGGCCUCAGAAAUGGAAAAAGAUAUCCAUAGCUCGGACAAAUUCACUAGUGAUUCAGAUUGCAGAAAAGAUACUGAACACCACCUUGUUCAUGCUUGCGGUACAGGGGUCAGUAGUUGUGAAGAAUCCCCUAAUGCAGUUUCAUUAAGCUUUGGGCAAGGGAAUGAUAGAAAUGACCUAAUAGCAGACCAUCCUAGCUGGAAAUCGAAGCCUAAUUUGGAAUGUGCACAUCCCAGCUCGUUGGAAACUGCAACAAAAUUUUCCAACCAUUCGUUGCAAACCACUGGUGAUGCAACGUUGUGUGCUGAUGAUUCAAGCUGCAAAUCUGAGUGAUGAAAAAAAAACACAAAAGGAUGAGGCCUGAAAAGGGUAGGGAUAACGCUUGUAGAUUUACAGAAGAAACUUCAUGCACAUGUUUGAAAAUACAUCGUGUCCAUCUAGCUCAAUGGAUAAUAGUCCGUUGUCUGAGGCACUGUCAGAGAGCUCAAAAAAAGCUGAAACAAACUUCUCUGUCAAUAUAGGAUCUACAAGUACAAAGACAGAUAAUUUAGUAUAUGUAGUAUCAUCAGAUGAUGAUGAUGUACUUGAAUCUAAUACCCCUGAUCUUAAUCUAGCUUUGGGAGAGGAGCAAUUGAGAUAUGUUUCCUGCUAAAGAAGAGGAUUGAACGGAAACACCAGCAUCCCUUUCUCUCUCACUAACUGUUGCUGUAUCUGACAAGGUUCCUAAACCAAAUUCAGAAACUGAGCCGCUUUUGCUUGAUAAGCCUUGUAAUGCCACCUCUCUUUGAGGCUAUAAAAAGCACAUAAGCUUUAAUUCUGAGCAUAUAGAGCCUGUAAUCGCCAUCAGUAAUUGUGGCUAGAAUACAGUUUCUUCCUCAGAAAGAAGAUAACAGACCAUUCUAAGGCCCUUGGCCAACUACUCGCAUUAUCUGUAAGUUAUCUUGGUCGCCCUUCUGUUUAUUCUCACUCCAUUUUGCAAAAGAAAUUUUUUAACUGUGUGCUAGUGCAUUUUAGGUUAAAUUCUCAAUGAGUUACUGCAAAUAUCGUAAUGGAAAUAUCUUGUUCUGAUUACUUGUAGAUUUGGUUUCAAGUUCAUACUUAGAGGAGAUCCAUGUGGUAUCGUAGGAUUUUUUUUUUUUUUUGAAUGUGUUGUACGUUGAUGCUACAAUUUUAUGUUCUUGUAGAAUUUCCCCCAUAAUAAAAUUUGUUUUUUCUUU